UAACUUGUAUAUAUCUAGGCCGGUUGUUGCUGCAAAAUAUCUACAGUCGUGCGCCGGCAGCCGACGACUAAUCAUUAUUUCAUGUGAGUUUUAAACUGUGCACUGUGUUUUUGGUGGAAAUAACCUAUUUUGAGGAUUAUUUGAAGGUUCAAUGAUAAAUAAAUAAAGUCACCAUGUACAAUUUAAAUGUUAAUGUAAAUCCUAGUCCAACGGCUGCUGCGGGUCUUCUUGGAGUCACAGCGGCCGAGGUAACACCGCGUACACCUGAAAUUGUUAAUUCAUUGAUUGCUAUGACAAAUCCCUUCGAUAGUUACUCUCAUGAACGAAGUCGUGAUAGAACGGAUUCAACGAGUAGCGGAGGUGAAUUGAGUCCACCUAGUGUUCAACAUACCUGCAGUCAGCUUAUAAAAGAAGGGCUGAAAUUGACGCUGCAGACUAAGAGGCGAGCUAAUAAUAGCGGGGAUGAAAGCAAGAAGAAGUCCAAAAGAGAGUACGGAAGUGCUGAUGAUGAAGAGGAAGAUGAUUCCAGUAACAACAAUAGUCGUGUUGGGUUGACGCCUGAAGAUGAGGAGAGACGUAGGAGAAGAAGAGAACGUAAUAAAAUAGCAGCGACGAAGUGUAGAUUAAAAAAACGCGAAAAAACUGUGAUCCUCGUACAAGAAUCAGAGACAUUGGAAUCACAAAAUCAUGAUCUUAAGUCACAAAUACAAGAAUUAGAGACCCAAAGACGGAGACUUGUUGAUAUGUUGAGUGUACACGGGCCCACGUGUCUCAAACAAGGGAAUACAAAUAAUACGGAUACUUCGUAUCAACAACCGUAUAAUAGUGACCCUCUAUUACUGCCAUAUACAGAAAAUUAUUCGACGACAAUAAAUCAACCGCAGGAUUGUAUCACAAUUGAAUACCCAGUUAAAAUUGAAAAUUAUGAUUCAACACCGCAAAAUUAUUACAGACAAGACAGUCCUUAUGUGCCUACUUCAGAUGCUGGAUGCACUGUUUAGUUUAUCAUUUUAUUUUUUUUUUAAAUUAAUUAUUAUUAAUACCAUUAAUUUGUUCGCGCAUGUUUUCGAUUUAAAAGACAGCGAGAUUAUUUAUUAUUUAUAAUGCAUUCCAUGGACACGUGAAUUCGGAAUGACUAAAAUUAUUAAUUAUAACAGAAUUUGUUUAACUAAAUUCAAAUUUUCAAAAUUUUUUCCAAUUGGUUUUCUGAUAAACGUCAAAAUUAUAAGCAUGAUUUGAUGAAUUCUUAAAUGACACCAGGUGCCGUUUUGACCCCAGUUUCAAAUUCUUUUUUAAUUUUUAAUAAAAAUUAUCUAUGAUAAAGUCUGAGGCUUUGUAAAGUAAAAAAUUUGCUACAGAAUUUAUUUUAAAAUAAAUUUUGAAAACUCUUGGUCAUUUUUUCACACCAGGGUCAAAGUGUCACUGCAUGACAUGCGACAUUUCACGCGUAUCAUUUAAGGGUAAAUACUAGGGGUGUGUCGAACUUCGAAUCGAAUAAUUCAUAAGUUUUUGAAUUAUUUGUAAAUAUUUUGAAUAAUUUAUAACUAGGGACAAGAUUUUUGCCUUAAUUUUGAAAUGAAUGGUUCAAAUGUUUGAUACUUCGGCGAAAAUAUUGGUCUUAUAAAAAAAGUUUUUAAACAAAAGUUGUAGGAAAUUUAAUUUUCUAUAAAAAUGUCUUUUAUGAUUUUCUUAUAGGAUCAAUAUUUUCGCCGUAAUUUAAAAAUUAAGAUUCAUAAUGAAUGAUUCAAAUUUUUGCUAAUUAUGAAAAUCUUAAUUUUGAAAUCACGGCUUCCUUAUUAAUCCUAACGAAAAAUCAUAACAGACAUUAUUUUUAGAAAAUUGAAUUUUGGACAACUUUUGCUUGAAAAAUUUUUCUAUCCAACCAAUAUUUUUGCCGUAAUACAAAAAAUUUGACAUCAUAUUUUUUAACUAAGGAAAAAAUCCUCGUGUUAUUUAUAACCUUGAAUCAUUCAUAAAUUCGCGAAUUAUCAGAAAAUUUACGAAUAAUUUAAAAUUUGUCGUUUUAACGACUUAAAAUUGUAAUAUUUUUUUUAAUGAUUCAAAUUUUAGUCAGAGGUAAUGCUCAGACACAAAUCUACGAAAAAAUUAUUUCGUUACUUAAAAAACUAAGCUCUUCAUUAAAUAAAAAUUAAAUAUUUAAAAGCUGAUCAGAAUUUUUUCCAUUCAGAUCGAAGACUUUGAAAAGUUGCAAAUAAUUCAAAAAUUUUCGAACGUUUCGAUUCGAUUCGAACACGAUUCGCACGGCCUUAAUAAAUACUGUCAUUAAAAAAAAGUAAUAAUUAAAUUUAAAUUCUCUCGUCGACCACUAAUACGUUCUUCACUAAUUAAUGUAUUAUUUAUUUAUUAUUUUUUUUUUAUUAAUUAAAAGACAUUCCUGCGUAUCAGUGCUACUGUGACAUUCUAUUAUAAAUAUAUCGGCUUGAAAAAAAUCAUUUAAUAAAUAAAAUUAAAUUAAUAAUAUGAAUAACAUGAAUCAAAAAUAUAUAAAUAUGAGCCAGUAAAAAAUAGAGCUAGUGCCGGUUCACUGCUCAACAUCUCAAUCCUCAUACAAAACUAAUAUAAUCAACAGUUAACUAAAGACUUGUUUUUCUUUUUUUAAUUUGUCUUCCGUUCAUAUUAAGAUUUAAAUAAAUAUAUAAAUAUUAUUUAAAAUAUAGUAUAUUAAAAAAAAAAAGUAAUAAAAAUAACACGAAAAACGAUACUUAUAAUAAAAUCGAAUAUAGAAAUAUUUAAUAUUAAUAAUAACAAAUUAAUAAUACGUAAUAUAUAAUUAAUACAUAUAAAUAUUUUGUACUAUUAAAAUUAAAAAGUAUAAAAUGAUAAUUAAUUAUUAAGACAUUUAUAUUUAAAUGAAUUAUAUAUAUAUUAGUAUACAGUAAUAUUUACUAUGACUUACAAAUUAUAACGUAUUAUUUUUGUUGAUAAAAAAAAAUAAUUAUAUAUUUGUAUUACCUAACGAUAUACCUCAGUAUAACUUGUAAAUUACUUUAUAAAUCGCUAAUGAAUUUUUACGAUCGGCAUUGCAAUAAUUUCUUUCAUUAUUUUUAUUUACUAUUGUUGGUUUUUUUUUUUUAAUACUUUUCAUUACACUUUAUUUUAGUAUUAAAUUGGUGCUAUCGUAAUUUUUUUAUUGAGAUUGUAGAUAAAAUGAGAAUUAAGUUAAUGAAAGUAAUAAAAAGUCGGUCGUAAAAAAUCAUCGAUACCUGUAAAAUGUUUCCAUAAUUAACUCAAGUUAAUUAAAUUACCAUGGCAAAUGUAUAGAUAAGCAAGCGACGAAAUUAACUCCUGUAGUCUUGAUAAAAGUUUGUGUCCACUGUAGAUUUUUUUUUUUUUUUUUUACGAGUGUUGACAUAAAAAAUAGACAGCAGGAUGUUAAUAUUUGGAUCCUGAAGUUGGCAGACAGUUAAUAAUUUUCGGAUUUUUUUUUUAUAAUUAAAUGUAAGGCCACUGACAGUUCCCCCUUUUUAAAAAUAUUUGAUGACUCAAUCGUAAUGACUGUAGUAAUUUUUUAUAGUUAAUUAAAAAAAAGUUAAAGCGUUAAUUUAAAAAAGGGCAACGCAGUUACAAUUUUGACGAGACAGAUUUUUAAAAAAUUAUUUACAGUUGAUAUUAAUUAGGAGUUGAAUCAAAUCUGGAAUAUCAAAUUUUUUAAUGAUUUUGAAGUGGCAGACAAUCAACAAUUUUUGAAUUUUUUUUCAAUGGUUUAAUUAAAAAAAAAAAAAAACUAAAAAUAUGCACUUGUAAAGAAUUUGAAAAAACUACAGGUGCAAUUUUUUUUUGAAUAAAUUAUUGUCUAAAAAAAAUAAAAAAAUUAUUAGACGUCGACUAACUUCAGUAUCAUAAUUUUUUAUGACCUUGAAGUUAACAGACAAUUAACUUUUUUUCAACAAUUUAAUUAAAAAAAAAAAAAAACUAAAAAUAUGCACACUUACAAAAUUCAAAAAAUUCCAAGUGCAAUUUUUUUAAAUAUUUUUUUUUUUUAUAAUUUAUCAUUUUUAAAAAAAUCAAAAAAUUAUUUGACCGUCUAAUUUUAGUAUCAAAAUUUAUUUACCAAUUAUCGUUUUACUCCUAAUUGAUGACAACUGUCAGUAAUUUUUUUAAAAAUCUAUCAGCAAAAUUAACUUUUUUUCAAUUAAUGCUUUAAUUUUUUUCAAAUUAAUUAAUAAAAUUUUAAUACUAUGAGAGUUCAAGAUCAUCGAAUAUUUUUAAAAAGUAGGGAGCGCUCUGAGAAUGCCCUAAAAAAAAAACUAAAAAUAUGCACAUGUAGAAAAUUUAAAAAACUAUAAGUGCAAUUUUCUGAAAUAUUUUUUUUUUUAAAUUUAUCAUGUUUAUAAAAAUCCUAAAAUUAUUAGUUGUCAGCUAAUUUCGGUAUCAUUUAAUAUUAGUUACUUUAUUAUUGUUAUUGAAUUAAUAUGCACGUAAGACAAUUAUUUGGCUGUUUGUAAAAACUAAAUUUAAAUAAACGUGCGAUGUGAGCAUUGAUAAAUCAAACAAUUUAAAUAGAGCCUCUAUUGUGUAGCUGUUUGACGUCUACCAUUAGAAUAAUUUUGUUUGCAUUGAGCCAUUAAAUAUGCUUUUGUUAAUCAAAUAUUAAUACCACUCAAUAGUUUAUAUUUUAUAAUUAUAUCAAUAUAUAUAUAUUUUUUUUAUAAUAAAAUUCAAUUGAUAACUGCCAAG
Messenger RNA from Microplitis mediator, 4698 nucleotides. RefSeq names its product activating transcription factor 3-like (gene Atf3). Gene Ontology annotation, biological process: regulation of transcription by RNA polymerase II. The record is from RefSeq and is a predicted model, not a curated record. Gene Ontology annotation, cellular component: nucleus. NCBI's taxonomy places the organism in Eukaryota, Metazoa, Arthropoda, Insecta, Hymenoptera, Braconidae. The transcript has 4 exons. Bases 174 to 1001 code for a protein of 275 amino acids. Gene Ontology annotation, molecular function: RNA polymerase II cis-regulatory region sequence-specific DNA binding; DNA-binding transcription factor activity, RNA polymerase II-specific.